Molecule: messenger RNA, 915 nt
Organism: Trichoplusia ni (cabbage looper)
Lineage: Eukaryota; Metazoa; Arthropoda; Insecta; Lepidoptera; Noctuidae
Gene: CPG14
Product: keratin, type I cytoskeletal 9-like
Exons: 2
Coding region: 154-792 (212 amino acids)
Source: RefSeq, a predicted model, not a curated record
CAGUUAAUUUUGCUGACCCUACAAGGAUCUACACCUCGGCCGGUAUCGGAGAUAUCAAAAAGCUUACGCGGAGUUAGGGCACUCGAUUAAAGCCCGCCUUGUUUGCAUCGCCGCUGAAUGUGCUGACCCUACCACUACCACUUGAGCUGUUUUAUGGUCGCCCUCGCCCUCCUGGGUUGCGCUGUCGCUGAGCCCCCUGUAGGCUACAGCUACUCCUCCCCAUCCAUCUCCAUCGGCGGCCUCAGCAGCGGCGGUCACUACUCCUCUGUGCCCGUCGGCCACCAGACCAGCGAGGGCUACCAUGUUGACCCUCAUCUCCUCCACAAAAUCAAGAACAUUAUCUUGAAGGACGAGAUCCAGAACCAGGCCUACUCUUCCUCAUCCGGCCACGGCCACGGACACGGAAUCUCCAGCCACUACGGAGUCCCCGCCCCCGUCUACGGCGUGCCCCAGGAGAGGAUCGUCGGCAUCGAACUCGACCACGUCCAACAGGCCAUCCAGGUCGCCCAGUACCACCAGGCUGAGGAAGGCUACGCCAGCGGCUACAGCGGCUACUCCAGCGGCGGACACGGUGGCUACUCCAGCGGUGGUCACGGUGGUUACUCUAGCGGUGGUCACGGCGGUUUCUCCAUCGGCGGUGGUUACUCCAGCGGUGGUCACGGAGGCUUCUCCAGCGGCGGCCACGGAGGCUACUCCAGCGGCGGACACGGAGGCUCCAUCUCCUACACCACCAUCGGAGUCCCCUCAGGAUCCUACGGAGUCCCCUCCGAAUCCUACGGCGUCCCCCACUAAACGAACCACAUUGUUAGUCAUUUCAUCUCAUUGUGUGUAAAUCAUGUGAUCGCAUCUUAGAUGUUACUAUGUAUUAUAUUUGUUGUUAAUAAGUUUCUGUAAAUAAAAACAAUCUAUUUUGUA